Messenger RNA from Penicillium pulvis, 1520 nucleotides. Its product is annotated as mitogen-activated protein kinase. The record is from RefSeq and is a predicted model, not a curated record. Gene Ontology annotation, molecular function: MAP kinase activity; ATP binding. NCBI's taxonomy places the organism in Eukaryota, Fungi, Ascomycota, Eurotiomycetes, Eurotiales, Aspergillaceae. The transcript is spliced from 7 exons. Gene Ontology annotation, cellular component: nucleus; cytoplasm. Gene Ontology annotation, biological process: protein phosphorylation; intracellular signal transduction. The coding region runs from base 334 to 1398 and encodes 354 amino acids.
CAUUGACGGCCCGUGAGUCCCGCUGAUUCCUCUGUUCCUCCUCUCCCCACCUUCCAUGAAACUCCCUUCUUCCCUCCCUCAUCAAUCCUGGCAGCUCUAAACCUCCCGAAACAUUCAUUUGGUGAUUCACCAGCUCCCGAUACCUUCUACCCCUUAUUCGCAUUUAUCUACUGUCGACAUAUCCGUACACGUCUCGCCGAAGUUCUCAGCUACGUACGGACCCAUCUCAACCAGCGUCCAGGAGAGAUUGUGCGAAACUCCAGACCAAACACCCGGCAGCGCAAGGGCUAGGACUCGCAGUCACACCCCCAGCACAAACAGAAAGAUUCCGACAUGGGUCAGCAGAACCCCCCAUCCGGCGGGUCGCGGAAGAUCUCUUUCAAUGUGUCCGACCAAUAUGAGAUUCAGGAUGUCAUCGGAGAGGGUGCUUACGGUGUGGUCUGCUCCGCCAUCCACAAACCGUCCAGCCAGAAGGUUGCCAUCAAAAAGAUUACUCCGUUCGACCAUUCCAUGUUUUGUCUGCGCACAUUGCGUGAGAUGAAGCUGUUGCGGUACUUUAACCACGAGAAUAUCAUCUCCAUUCUGGAUAUUCAAAGGCCUCGUAAUUACGAGGCCUUUAGCGAAGUGUACCUGAUUCAGGAGCUGAUGGAAACCGACAUGCACCGAGUCAUUCGUACACAAGAGCUAUCGGACGAUCAUUGCCAAUACUUCAUUUACCAGACCCUGCGUGCGCUCAAGGCCAUGCACUCCGCCAAUGUUCUCCACCGUGACUUGAAACCCUCCAACCUUCUGUUGAAUGCCAAUUGCGAUUUGAAAGUGUGCGACUUUGGUCUGGCGCGAUCGGCCGCAUCCACCGACGACAACUCGGGUUUCAUGACGGAAUAUGUCGCCACUCGUUGGUACCGUGCACCGGAGAUCAUGUUGACAUUCAAGGAAUACACCAAGGCCAUUGACGUCUGGAGUGUGGGCUGUAUCUUGGCCGAGAUGCUGAGCGGGAAGCCUCUCUUCCCUGGAAAGGAUUAUCACCACCAGUUGACCCUUAUCUUGGAUGUCCUGGGUACGCCCACCAUGGAAGACUACUACGGUAUUAAGUCACGACGAGCCCGCGAGUACAUCCGCUCCCUCCCAUUUAAGAAGAAGAUUCCCUUCCGUGCUCUCUUCCCUAAGAGCAACGACAUGGCCUUGGAUCUGCUCGAGAAACUAUUGGCCUUCAACCCGGCUAAGCGUAUUUCGGUCGAGGACGCCCUGCGCCACCCAUACCUCGAGCCAUACCACGACCCUGAUGACGAGCCGACCGCACCUCCAAUUCCCGAAGGAUUCUUUGAUUUCGACAAGAACAAGGACACACUGAGCAAAGAACAGCUGAAGAUUCUGAUCUACGAGGAGAUUAUGCGGUAAAUUGAGAAAGGUCUACAUUUGUUUAUCGAGCAUGCAACGUCAUUCAACCCUGGAAUGGGAAUUCUUGUGAUUAGAAGCACAGCACUUGAAAAUACGCAAAAAUCUAUGUGGUUUGUCCAAUU